AACACCGGACAGCCAGCCGGCUCCAACUCCCAUCGCCCAUUGGAGCCGCCCAAUUACCAAUUCCCUCCUCCCCGAUUUCCCAUCUGAUCUAUUAACGAAAGAAAUCGCCCACCUAUUAUCGCGUUACUGGCGUCGCCGCCGAAGCAAAAUCGAUAUAUUAGAAGGAAAGAAAUCUGUCGAAUUCCUUCUUUGGAUCAAUCCAUCAACUCCCACCAAGGGGUCGGAGUAGAGAGAUCUAAGCGAGCGGCCACCGGAGGACCGCGGCAGAGGUGGAGAGAUGCUGCCGGACGCGGGCGCGGAGGACGGGGAGAAGUGGCUGGCCGAAGGCAUCGCUGGCCUCCAGCACAACGCCUUCUACAUGCACCGUGCUCUGGACUCCAAUAACCUGAGGGAUGCCCUUAAGUUCUCCGCCCAGAUGCUCUCGGAGCUGCGGACUUCCAGGCUCUCCCCGCACAAAUACUACGAGCUCUACAUGCGGGCGUUUGAUGAGUUGCGGAAGCUGGAGAUGUUCUUCAGGGAGGAGACCAAGCGUGGCAGCUUCUCCGUGAUCGAUCUGUACGAGCUCGUGCAGCAUGCGGGGAACAUCUUGCCUAGGCUGUAUCUCCUCUGCACAGUUGGAUCUGUAUACAUCAAAUCAAAGGAGGCACCUGCCAAGGAUGUUCUUAAAGACCUUGUAGAAAUGUGCCGUGGCAUUCAGCAUCCUGUUCGUGGACUUUUCUUAAGAAGCUACCUCUCUCAAAUCAGCAGGGACAAGUUGCCUGAUAUUGGUUCUGAGUAUGAAGGGGAUGCUGACACUAUCGUGGAUGCUGUUGAGUUCGUACUUCAGAACUUUACAGAGAUGAACAAACUCUGGGUCCGGAUGCAGCAUCAGGGGCCUGUUCGGGAAAAAGAGAAGCGGGAAAAAGAAAGGAGUGAACUCCGUGAUCUUGUCGGCAAAAACCUCCAUGUUCUCAGCCAGUUAGAGGGUGUUGAUCUUGAUAUGUACAAAGAAACCGUUCUUCCCAGAAUAUUGGAACAGGUUGUCAAUUGUAAAGAUGAGCUUGCCCAAUAUUACUUGAUGGAUUGUAUUAUCCAAGUCUUUCCAGAUGAAUACCACUUGCAGACUCUUGAAACAUUAUUAAGUGCAUUCCCCCAGCUUCAGCCAACAGUUGACAUCAAAACAGUACUAUCUCAACUUAUGGAUAGGUUGUCAAAUUAUGCUGCCUCAAGUACGGAAGUAUUACCAGAGUUCUUGCAAGUUGAAGCUUUUGCCAAAUUGAGCAGUGCCAUUGGAAAGGUGAUUGAAGCACAGGUUGACAUGCCGGUAGUUGGAGCAAUAACUCUAUAUGUAUCCCUUCUGACAUUUACUCUUCGUGUACAUCCUGAUCGGCUUGAUUAUGUGGAUCAAGUACUGGGAGCAUGUGUUAAGAAACUUUCAGGCAAAGCAAAGCUUGAGGAUAGCAAAGCAACUAAGCAAAUUGUUGCACUCCUGAGUGCUCCACUGGAGAAGUAUAAUGAUAUUGUUACUGCAUUGAAGCUUUCUAACUAUCCCCGUGUCAUGGAUCACUUAGAUAAUGGGACAAACAAAGUCAUGGCUGUGGUGAUUAUCCAAAGCAUCAUGAAAAACAGUACCUGCAUAUCAACUGCUGAUAAAGUGGAAGCUCUGUUUGAAUUAAUGAAAGGGCUUAUAAAGGAUAUGGAUGGAACCACAGAUGAUGAGCUCGAUGAAGAGGAUUUUAAAGAGGAGCAGAACUCUGUUGCUCGACUCAUUCACAUGCUGUGUAAUGAUGAUCCUGAGGAGAUGUUGAAGAUCAUAUGUACCGUUAGGAAGCACAUUCUUCUUGGAGGUCCCAAGCGCCUGCCUUUUACUGUACCUUCCCUUGUCUUUUCUGCUCUAAAGUUGGUACGACGAUUACAAGGUCAGGAUGGAGAUGUGAUUGGAGAAGAGGUCCCUGCAACACCAAAGAAAAUAUUUCAAAUUUUACAUCAGACUAUUGAGGCCUUGUCAUUGGUUCCUUCUCCAGAACUUGCGUUAAGGUUAUACUUGCAAUGUGCAGAGGCUGCCAAUGACUGUGAUCUUGAACCUGUGGCAUAUGAAUUUUUCACUCAGGCAUUUAUACUGUAUGAAGAGGAAGUCGCAGAUUCAAAAGCCCAAGUGACUGCAAUUCACUUAAUCAUUGGAACUCUUCAGCGGAUGAAUAUAUUUGGGGUGGAGAAUAGAGACACUCUGACACACAAGGCCACAGGGUAUUCUGCAAAACUUUUAAAGAAGCCUGAUCAGUGCAGAGCAGUUUAUGCAUGCUCGCAUCUCUUUUGGGUUGACGAUCAGGAUGGAAUCAAGGAUGGAGAAAGGGUCCUCCUUUGCCUAAAGCGUGCCUUGAGGAUUGCAAAUGCUGCUCAACAGAUGGCUAAUGUGACAAGGGGUAGCAGUGGAUCUGUGACUUUGUUCAUCGAAAUACUGAACAAGUACCUAUAUUUCUUUGAGAAAGGAAACCCACAGAUUACAAGUUCUGUAAUUCAGGGUCUCAUUGAAUUGAUCAACACUGAGAUGCAAAGCGACAGCACGACAACAGAUCCUUCUGCUGAUGCUUUCUUUGCAAGCACACUUAGAUACAUUCAGUUUCAGAAGCAAAAAGGUGGCGCAAUGGGGGAAAAAUAUGAACCCAUAAAAAUUAACUAAUCAGGUUUUAGUGAUGUGUUGGAAGCUUCUCGCUGUGAAUUCUGUGAAGAGUCAGAAUUGAAAUUCACGUCGCCUGCGUUUCCUGCCGACUGUGUGAACAUGUUGAAUAAAAAACUUUGUACAUGAGAGGUUGAUUAUAAUGGUUUCAGUCUCAUGCAUUUUUUCAUAGGUUCAUAGUUGUGCGAUCAAUUUUAUAUUACUGAUAACGUCAGUAGGGAUUCAAUACAUUGAUCGGAAAAUAUCCACAUGAAAUUUUUGGAAGGAAUAGUUAAAUGUCAGUUCGUGUACCAUUACAUCCUCUGGUUUUAAUAUUUAACUUUCUGCUUUGAAA
Elaeis guineensis (African oil palm) is the source of this 2990-nucleotide messenger RNA. RefSeq names its product vacuolar protein sorting-associated protein 35B. Gene Ontology annotation, cellular component: retromer, cargo-selective complex; late endosome; retromer complex. Lineage: Eukaryota; Viridiplantae; Streptophyta; Magnoliopsida; Arecales; Arecaceae. The record is from RefSeq and is a predicted model, not a curated record. Gene Ontology annotation, biological process: intracellular protein transport; retrograde transport, endosome to Golgi.